CUCGCACCACGGAGCCACACAGCCCUCGGCCCGCACCGCGUCAGCACACGCGCCUCCCUCGCUCCUCGCUCGCUCCAGCUGCACCUCAGCCUCCGCGCUUCGCCCCUCCACUCUCUCGCGGCACCAGAACAGCAGCGGCACCAUGGGAAUCAAGGUGGUGGUGAUGCUCCUGGCUCUCACCCUUCUCCUGAGCGUUGUCAUGGCACAGCCUCUGCUCAACGAAGGCCAAGAAGGAGACAGCGGCCAACCUGACGUCGACUACACAACCGACCUUCUGGAGAGACUGCUCUCAAGAACUCAGAAGCAAGACGACCUGGCUGAGACCGCCCCCGUUAAGAGAUGGCGCUCCUGCAUCCGCCGCAUGGGAGCCUGCGACCACCGCCCCAACGACUGCUGCUACAACUCGUCCUGCCGCUGCAACCUCUGGGGGACCAACUGCAGGUGCCAGCGCAUGGGCCUCUUCCAGCAGUGGGGCAAAUAAGAAGCGAGAGAAAGAGAAAUAAAGGAAGAAAAACCUGAGUUGCCGGACGAAAGGUGGCGGACGCGUGGGACUGCGUGGCUCCACCUCAACCACCCCCCUCUCCUCUCCUCCUCUUUCUCCUUCUCCUUCUCCUUCUCCCUUCCCUCCCCUUCUCCCCGCCCUCACGGCCUCUCUCCCUGGCCUGACGUCUUCCGCUUCGCUUUGCCAGGUCCUUCCAUCGCUGCCGUUUCUCCCUCGGUGUCGUCCCUCUCCCGCUCCAAAAGGACCAAGACGAAAGGAAUGCAUAAGAUAUACCAAGGUUUCUCUUUCUGUGUUAAAUGUUCAACAUAUCCCGAAUGUAUAUAGUACAUAGUGUACUGAAGACUAUCAGAAUAAAAGAUUAUUAUAGAUAUACUAUGAAUAAAAGUGUACAAUUUACAUUGGAGAAAUCUUUUCCAUACUUAUAGUGUACAAACAUACACUUCAUGUAAAAGAACUUUUCAAGCAAUGUACAAUGUACAUUGAUUUACCAAAUACUAACAUGUAUGAUUUGAAUUACUCAACAAUAAAACAAACAACAUAAAAAGUCAUUCUGGGAUCUUACACCCUCCCAUUAUCAUUUAAAAUCAACAUUAUUAUCGUUAUUAUUGGUUUCUAAAAUCGAUUUGGCCAGUAAUCCGAAUCAUUAUUGUUUUUUAUCAAUAUUACCUUAAUUGUCUCACCUGUAGAGAGCUAGCAAUUAGACCUUGCUUCCAAUCUACGAACUUUCUCUCCUCCGAACCUUCCUCCUCCCCUACCUCACCCUUUAGAAAAGAAAUUGAAAUCAAACUGAGAGAGAAAGACCAAAAAAACUAAAAAAAAGAAAAUUUACUAAAGUUACCCCACCUUACGUUCUCUGUAAACGGGGCUGGUCGAGGUAGGCCUAGCGUCUCAAACACCGUCAUUUCGUUAGGUGUCACAUAUUUUAUGAUAGCCACUAAAUAUGUUAUACUUGCAUGUUCUUGGUUGUAUAUCGGAUAUAUGAGCUGUUCUCCGGUGUGGGUAUUCGUCUCUGGCCAAUGCCCUCCUCCAGCCACUAAAAUUAGCCAGUCACAAUACCCAUACCCCAAAGCCAGGCUCUAAUUGGGUAUACUCCAGCCACAUACCCGAAUUAGGUCCUGGCUUGACAUAGCUAUCUGUAUCUUUUGAAAGUGAACAGAGUUUUAAAAGAGAGUAAUUAUCGAGUCAUAUGCUAUAUAUAAUAAAGUGUCUAUGUGUAUGAA
Molecule: messenger RNA, 1722 nt
Organism: Penaeus vannamei (Pacific white shrimp)
Lineage: Eukaryota; Metazoa; Arthropoda; Malacostraca; Decapoda; Penaeidae
Source: RefSeq, a predicted model, not a curated record